Eubalaena glacialis (North Atlantic right whale) is the source of this 3466-nucleotide messenger RNA. RefSeq names its product spire type actin nucleation factor 2 (gene SPIRE2). Gene Ontology annotation, biological process: Golgi vesicle transport; polar body extrusion after meiotic divisions; intracellular transport. Gene Ontology annotation, molecular function: actin binding. The record is from RefSeq and is a predicted model, not a curated record. The coding region runs from base 144 to 2702 and encodes 852 amino acids. Gene Ontology annotation, cellular component: cell cortex; cytoplasmic vesicle membrane. Lineage: Eukaryota; Metazoa; Chordata; Mammalia; Artiodactyla; Balaenidae. The transcript is spliced from 15 exons.
CGCUUGCGCUGGGCGGGGCCCGACAAUGACAAAGCAGCGGCCGGCGGCGCGGGAUCCGCCCCCCGCGCUUCGCGGGCGCGUCGGCCCUGGCGCGGCUGUUAUGGAAACGGGCUGGGCGCGCAGGCGGCGAUGAUGGGGCGGCCAUGGCCCAGGCCGGCAGCUCCAGCGGCGACGCGGCCGCGGGCGAGCGGGCCGGGGGCGCUGGGCGGCCAGAGCCGUGGGAGCUGUCCCUGGAGGAGGUGCUGAAGGCGUACGAGCAGCCCAUCAACGAGGAGCAGGCGUGGGCCGUGUGCUUCCAGUGCUGCCGCGGGCUGCGGGGCGCGCCGGGCGGCCGGCGGCGCAUCCGGGACACAGCGGACAUCCUCCUGCGCAGGGACGGCUCGGUCAGCGCGCAGCGGGAGCCCGGCGCGGCUGAGUCCACAGUGAUGGUGUCACCGGCCAGCUCGGAAGCCCAGGUGGUUCAGUCGCUGGGCUUCGCCAUCUACCGCGCGCUGGACUGGGGGCUGGCAGAGCACGAGGAGCGCGAGCUCAGCCCGCAGCUGGAGCGGCUUAUCGACCUCAUGGCCAACAGCGACUGCGACGACGAUGGCGGUGGCGGGGCAGCCGACGAGGGCUACGGGGCCCCCGAGGAGGAGGAGGAGGCCGAGGGUGGGCCCCGCGUCGUGCGCACCUUCACGCAGGCCAUGCGCCUGUGCGCUGCGCGCCUGACCGAGCCCCGGGGCGCUCAGACCCACUAUCAGGCCGUGUGCCGCGCACUCUUCGUGGAGACGCUGGAGCUGCGCGCCUUCCUCGCCAGGGUCCGGGAGGCCAAGGAGAUGCUGCAGAAGCUUCGGGAGGAUGAGCCGCAGUCAGAGAAGCCCCUGAUGGAGCUCGACAGCCUGGGGCGCACGGACUGGGCCCGACUCUGGGUGCAGCUCAUGCGGGAGCUCCGCCACGGGGUGAAGCUGAGGAAGGUGCAGGAGCAGGAGUUCAGCUCCCUGCCCACAGAGUUCCAGCUCACCCCCUUCGAGAUGCUGAUGCAGGACAUCCGCGCCAGGAACUACAAGCUGCGCAAGGUCAUGGUCAACGGGGACAUCCCUCCCAGGGUGAAGAAGGAUGCCCAUGAACUUAUCCUGGACUUCAUCCGCUCCCGGCCUCCGCUGAAGCAGGUCUCAGAGAGAAGGCUUCGCCCUUUACCCCAGAAACAGAGAACGCUGCACGAGAAGAUCCUGGAGGAGAUCAAGCAGGAACGCAGGCUGCGCCCCGUGGAGGGCAGGCACUGGGAUGGGCGGGGUGAGCACGGGACACCCCCUCCCCUGCCCCUUGCCUCCCCUCCACCCCCCAACCCGUCCUGUCCUGUCCUGCCUCACCUGCUGCCUGCCCCAGGGUUCGGCUCUCUGCCUUGCAUCCUCAACGCCUGCUCUGGGGACGUCAAGUCCAGCUCCUGCAUCAAUCUGUCCGUCACGGAUGCCGGGAGCAGUGCCCAGCGCCCGCGGCCCCGGGUCCUGCUCAAGGCGCCCACGCUGGCUGAGAUGGAGGAGAUGAACAUAUCUGAGGAGGAAGAGUCGCCGUGUGCGGAGGUGACACUGAGGCGAGACCGCUCUUUCUCGGAGCACGACCUGGCCCAGCUCCGGAGUGAGGUGACCUCUGGCCUGCAGCCCCCUGGAGGCCUGGAGCUGGCUCGGCCGCGUGCGGGCAGCGUGCAGUCCUGGACACCCAGCGCCCAGGAGCCGGGUUCUGUCAGCGUCCAGUCCCGGCCUGACCCCAGCUCCCCGCCACGCAGUGACCUGGGCUCAGUUGACAGGCCUGGGGCCUCCGAGGCCCCAGACGUCAAUCACCGGUGGCUGUUUCUGUGGGUCCAGAACCCAGAAGUGGCUCGGCCCGGUGGCCCUGGCUCGGACUCGAGUGAGGCUGCAGCUGGAGUGUCGGCAGGGCUCCCGUCUCACCUGAAGGCUCCACCCGCCUCCAAGGAGGCUCCUCCCCCGGCUGUGGGCAGGAGGCCUCAGCUCCUCCCGUGUGGCCUCUCCCCGGGGCUGCCUGAGUGCCCUCACAACAUGGCUCCCCCCGGGGAGUUCAGCCACCCCGUGGAAAGCCUGGCUCUGACGGUGGAGGAGGUGAUGGACGUGCGCCGUGUGCUGGUGAAGGCCGAGAUGGAGAAGUUCCUGCAGAAUAAGGAGCUCUUCAGCAGUCUGAAGAAGGGGAAGAUUUGCUGCUGCUGCCGGACCAAGUUCCCACUGUUCUCCUGGCCACCCACCUGUCUCUUUUGCAAGAGAGCUGUCUGCAGUUCCUGCAACAUAAAGAUGAAGAUGCCAUCUAAGAAGUUUGCACACAUCCCCGUGUACACGCUGGGCUUCGAGAGUCCUCAGAGGGUGUCAACCGCCAAAGUCACGCUGGCACAGAGAAGAGACGCCUUCCAGUGCGUGCCUGCCCUUGGUGACGUCCCUGUGACCUCUGCAGGGGCCCCACUGGCGGAGCGUGGAGGAGGAGUUCCCGCACAUCUACACCCACGGCUGCGUCCUGAAGGACGUCUGCAGCGACUGCACCGGCUUCGUGGCGGACGUGGUGCGCUCCAGCCGCAGGAGUGUGGACGCCCUCAACACCACGCCCCGCCGCGCCCGCCAGACCCAGUCCCUCUACGUCUCGAACACCUGGACACUCGACCUCAAGUGAUGGCCGUGGCCCCCUGGCCGCCCGGUCAGAGGCUUUUCGAGGAGCCCGGGUGACCAUGCUUCUGGGGAAGAGCCAGGCUAGUCCUGGACCAGGCGGAGAAGCCCCCGUCCUGGGGCACGGCGGCCCCCGGCCCUCGUGAUGUGCAUGUACAUAUAUACAUAUACAGAUACGUUUAUAUAAUAUAUACACACAGCAUAUAUAUUUAUAUUCAUGCUUCCUGGCCCCAGAGUUCAUUCGGGGUCAGGCUCACUCCAGGACCCUCCCUGGGGGAGGCUGUUUCCUCUCAGGAUUCCUUGAGCAGAGCAGGGGCAGGGGGGGCAGAUGGGAACAGGUCUUCUCACUCAGACGCGGAAGGGGCACGUGGGCAUACAGCAGAGGGCCCCAGCAGUGGGGCUCUGGGGAAGAAGGUCCUGCCCGCACGUUUUCUUUUCCGGCAGCUUCCCCUCCCUGGGUGGACGUCCAGGCCGGGACAGGGGUCCUUGGUCCCCAGGGGGCCUGGAGCACCCCCCUCACACCUGUGCUCUCCUAGCAGGGCCGUGGGCUGCGGAGGCACCUGGGAAGCCUCUCAGUGGGCUAGGAUUCCCCCGUUAGGCAUCCCAGCCCUCCACGUGGAAGGUCUAAGGCCAAGCUCACUCCCGGCCCCCACCUGGCAUCCGUACCCCGGCCAUCCGCCACGCAGCCAGUGUCACUGGCCUCACACACUCAGAGGUGCGGGGAUGGUGCUGGCCCGGGGGCCCUGGCGAUGCUGGCGGUCCCGGUACGGGAAGGAGCUCUGUAAAUUGUACACAAGGCCACUCCUGGCCGAAUAAAGGUGGUC